Molecule: messenger RNA, 1140 nt
Organism: Nyctereutes procyonoides (raccoon dog)
Lineage: Eukaryota; Metazoa; Chordata; Mammalia; Carnivora; Canidae
Gene: CXCR5
Product: C-X-C motif chemokine receptor 5
Exons: 2
Coding region: 16-1140 (374 amino acids)
Biological process (GO): B cell activation; lymph node development; immune response
Cellular component (GO): membrane
Molecular function (GO): C-X-C chemokine receptor activity
Source: RefSeq, a predicted model, not a curated record
CGUACGGCUACAAGCAUGAACUACCCCCUAACCUUGGACAUGGACCUUAUGAACUACAAUCUGGAGGACAUGUACAAGGAACUAGGCAAUUACAGCGACAGCACCGAGAGCCCCGUGGUGGAAAAUCACCUCUGCUCCAUGGUGGAGGGGCCCGUCCUGGCCUCCUUCAAGGCUGUGUUCAUGCCAGUGGCCUACGGCUUCAUCUUCCUCCUGGGUAUGAUGGGCAACAUCCUGGUGCUGGUGAUCCUGGAGCGGCAUCGGCAGACACGCAGCUCCACGGAGACCUUCCUGUUCCACCUGGCAGUGGCCGACCUCCUGCUUGUCUUCAUCCUGCCUUUUGCUGUGGUCGAGGGCUCCUUGGGCUGGCUCCUGGGCACUUUCCUCUGCAAAACUGUGAUCGCUCUGCACAAGGUCAACUUCUACUGCAGCAGCCUACUCCUGGCCUGCAUCGCCGUGGACCGCUACCUGGCCAUCGUCCACGCCGUCCACGCCUACCGCCACCGCCGCCUCCUCUCCAUCCACAUCACCUGUGCCACCAUCUGGCUGGUGAGCUGCCUCUUUGCCUUGCCGGAGAUCCUCUUUGCCAAAGUCAGCCAACCCCAUCACAACGACUCUCUGCCGCGCUGCACCUUCUCCCAGGAGAACCGGGCUGAAACCAAUGCCUGGUUCACCUCCCGCUUCCUCUACCAUCUGGGAGGAUUCCUGCUGCCGAUGCUGGUGAUGGGUUGGUGCUACGUAGGGGUGGUGCACAGGCUGUGUCAGGCCCAGCGGCGCCCUCAGAGGCAGAAGGCAGUCAGGGUGGCCAUCCUGGUGACGAGCGUCUUCUUUCUGUGUUGGUCACCCUACCACGUUGUCAUCUUCCUGGACACUCUGGUGAGGCUGAAGACCGUGGGCUAUGGCUGUGAGCUGAAUGGCUACCUCUCUGUGGCCAUCACCAUGAGUGAGUUCCUGGGCCUGGCCCACUGCUGUCUCAAUCCCAUGCUCUACACCUUCGCAGGCGUGAAGUUCCGUAGUGACCUGUCUCGCCUUCUGACCAAGCUGGGCUGUGCUGGCCCUGCAUCCCUUUGCCAGUUACUCCCUAGUUGGCGCAAGAGCAGUCUCUCUGAGUCAGAGAAUGCCACCUCCCUCACCACCUUCUAG